CCUGAUGUUGAAAUCACUGGGUGGAGUCACUCACCGACUGCACAGUACUGGCUACCUGGAGUGCAGUGAAGCUUCUGCACUCUUCACGGACGGUUUGCACUGUCUGGACUACAGGUAACAUGUUGAAGACUGUCAUCCCUCGUCUUGUCAACGUCACUGCUGCUUGUCACCUGCCAUGUCUACAUCCGACAUCACUGUCACUGUCUACUCUGCAGCCAGCGACAAGAAGAGAAAUGCCAGAAAAUACCACAGACAUCAAGACACCUUCCUUUCAAUACUUCUGGCAGCCAGGUUCUGGUUACUAUGGUGAAAGUCUCGGAAGAGUAAACAAAUCUGCGACUGACCUUUGUGACGAGUUUGUCUUAUCUCAUAUAGAUUUAUUGCCGGUGCCUUCACCAAAAGGAGUGUUCACCAUUGGUGACUAUGGGACCUGCGAUGGGUCAGUGUCUUUGCAUCUUGUAAACAAGAUCAUCGAACAUUUAAGAAAGAAACAUGGACCCGACCUGAAGAUUCAAGUAGUUUACCAAGACCAACCACAUAACGACUACAACAGUCUUUUCAAAACAGUUUACGACAAAGCAUCAUACAUGUCCAAGUUCACCAACGUGUUCCCUUUGGUUUGUGGCACUAAUUUCUACAAGCAGUGUGUUCCUGAUGACACGUGUGACAUUAUUGUUUCUACUUUCGCCACACACUACCUUAGCGAAGACAGUCACGUGAGAUGCUCCAAUACAAUGUUCCCCUGGCGGUCGACGUCACAAGAGGAGCUGCGCGCUCACCGCGAGGCUGCAGCACGUGACUGGCAGACGUUCCUCCUCCACAGAGCAGCAGAACUCAAACCAGGUGGACUUCUUUUCGAUGCUCAGUCUGCUAAACUACUGGGGAGCAACCCUCCACAGACUCGAACUUUGACCUACCCUCUCGCUGAAAACUUCAAUAGAGUGGGAGAAGAAAGCACCCAAGAUAUUUGGACUUCUUUUGAUUUGAGCUGGAAGGAAUUAUACGUAGAAGGAUUAAUUACAAAAGAGGAGUUCCAGUUGUGCACUCUUCGGCUGACACUCCGGACUUUACAGGAAGUAAAAGCUCCUUUCGAGAAUGCCGCCAUGUCUCCAGAGGAGUUCCAGUCGUGCACUCUUCGGCUGACAUUCCGGACUUUACAGGAAGUAAAGGCUCCUUUUGAGAAUGCAUCCAUGUCUCCAGUCCCACAGGCUGGUCUCAACUUGUUAGAGGACCCACAAGAGUUUCUCACUUAUUGUCCUUUCAAAGCACUGUGGCGACAAAAGCUUCAGACUGAUGGCGUUGACGACAGAAUGAUGUUUGCUCAAGUUCUCGCAAAGGCAUUUUAUCUUGUGUUGGAUGCGACUUUGAGGAACACUUUGAGAAACACACGACCUGCUGAGGAUCACUUGCCCAUAAUCCAACGCCUCCAGCAGACGUUCAUUCAAAAAGUUGCUGCAUUGAACCCAGAGACUUUCAGAAGUGAAAUUGUUGUGAGAAUCCUUGCUGCACAGAAGUCAAAAUGA
Molecule: messenger RNA, 1523 nt
Organism: Pomacea canaliculata
Lineage: Eukaryota; Metazoa; Mollusca; Gastropoda; Architaenioglossa; Ampullariidae
Product: probable S-adenosylmethionine-dependent methyltransferase At5g38780
Exons: 9
Coding region: 120-1523 (467 amino acids)
Biological process (GO): methylation
Molecular function (GO): S-adenosylmethionine-dependent methyltransferase activity
Source: RefSeq, a predicted model, not a curated record